This is a messenger RNA of Rhodotorula graminis WP1, 1139 nucleotides long. RefSeq lists its product as uncharacterized. The transcript is spliced from 7 exons. The record is from RefSeq and is a predicted model, not a curated record. The coding region runs from base 61 to 900 and encodes 279 amino acids. NCBI's taxonomy places the organism in Eukaryota, Fungi, Basidiomycota, Microbotryomycetes, Sporidiobolales, Sporidiobolaceae.
UCUCGCCAGAUCCACCCUCCAGCAAGCCCAUCCUUCACCAAGCACCCACCUCGUCAGACCAUGUCUGCCGCCACCGAGCAGGCCCCGAGCACCACCAUCAACGGCGACACGGCCCACGAGACUGCCCUCCACCGUGUCACGGGCUACCCUCUCGUCAAGGACACGCUCUCGACCGCGCACGCCUACGUCGAGGAGCGCCCUUACCUCUCGUCGCUCUACGCCCGCGCCGAGCAGCUCUCGCUCGCCAUCCUGCACCGCCUCGAGCCCCUCCAGAAGCGCCUCAUCCCGCUCGACCAGGUCGACAGCUACGCCAACGCCGGCCUCGACUACCUCGAGAAGCGCGUGCCCCAGGUCAAGCUCGAGACCAACGAGCUCCUCGGCCAGGCGCGCAAGCCCGCCGACGCCGCCUACGGCCUCGCGCAGGACUACAACAAGGCCUUCCAGCAGCGCUUCUCGCCUCUCGCCGAACCGGUGUACCAGCGCCUCGCCGACGGCCGUGCGACCCUCGUCAGCCUCCAGGACCGCCUCGCCAAGACGAUCGCCGACUUCCCUCACGACAAGCAGUCGCUCCAGUCGACGCUCGACUCGCUCUCGAACGAGCUCGAGGCGUACGUCGACACGGCCAAGUCGCUCCCGUCGCACGCCCAGGAGACGGCCAAGCCGUACCUCGCGGCGGCGCAGGACGUCCUCGGCGACGUGACCAAGGAGCUGCAGCGCACCGACGUCCCGCUCGGCACCAAGGCGUCGAACGUGCUCCACUACUCGCAGGACAAGCUCGCGCCCGUCCUCGACUACUUCAAGACGUUCGUCGUCAAGAAGAAGGACGAGGCGAGCGACAAGGUCGACGAGGUCAAGGACAAGGCGGACGAGGCGUCCUCGUCGUCCUCGUCGUCGGCGUGAGCGACCCUCGGUGGUCUCGGUCGUUCCUCUAGAUGCCUCGUUCCUCGCGCUUUCGCCUUUCGUCCUCUCUCGUCUCCGUCGUACCGUCUGUGCCCCCCUCUCUCUCUCCCUUCCUCGCGCCACUCCAUGUCCAUGCCUCUCUCCCCCCCCUCCUUUGCGCGAUACCCGUUCCCUCGUCCCUCUAGCUCCUCCCCCUUUUAGUAGUCCCUCGCUUGCCCCUGCAAUCUCUCUUUCUCUCU